AUGGAAGACGAACUGCUAGAUUUUCGUGAUUUUACACAAUUGGAAGCAUUUAAGUUUGACGAUGAAAAAGUAUCAACUGUCACCUCCAGAGAACAGCAAAAAACCGAGAAUUCCAUAGAAAAAUGUUUCGAUCGUUAUCUGCAGCUACGCUAUUUGGAUGGUCGAAGGAUAACGAAAUUCUAUCGGGAGCAACAUCAACGAUUUCUAGAAUGUAUGCUACAUCGUUUGCCACCGAAUUACGAGUGUUUGGACAGCAGCCGGCCGUGGUGUGUCUAUUGGAUUCUGCAGGCGGCCCAUGUACUAAAUUUUACAUUUUCCCCAGAAACAUUGGAACAUGUGGUGCAGUUUUUGGAAAAAUGCCGUCAUCCUCAGGGUGGAUUUGCCGGUGGACCCGGUCAAUAUCCACAUUUGGCACCAACAUAUGCCGCUGUCAACAGUUUGGCCAUGAUCGGUACACCGAGUGCAUUUCGCGCCAUUGACCGUGAUUCGUUGGAGAGAUUUUUAUUUUCAGUACGUGAGCCAGACGGCUCAUUUCGUCUGCACGUUGAUGGUGAAACUGAUGUGAGAGGUGCCUAUUGUGCCGUUUCAGUGGCUAAGCUAACAAAUAUGCCCGAAGAAACUAUAAAGAAAUUAUUUGAUAAGACUGGUGAUUGGAUUGCAAGUUGUCAAACGUAUGAAGGUGGUUUUGGUGGGGCGCCCGAUUUAGAAGCCCACGGGGGUUAUACAUUUUGUGGUAUUGCAGCAUUGGCCUUGCUCAAUGAGGGUCAUAAAUGUCAACAGGAACAAUUGUUGAAAUGGACUUUACAAAGACAAAUGGCCUAUGAGGGUGGUUUCCAGGGACGUACCAAUAAAUUGGUUGAUGGUUGUUAUUCAUUUUGGGUUGGAGCUACGAUACCCAUUACCCAGGCUAUUAUGAACAAUGAUGGCAAACCUUUGGCCAAGGCGCUAUUCGAUAUUGGUGCCCUGCAAGAGUAUAUUUUACUUUGUUGUCAAAAGACGAAUGGUGGUCUUAUAGAUAAACCGGGAAAACCCCAAGAUCUAUAUCACACCUGCUACACCCUUAGCGGUAUUGCCAUUGCUCAACAUUCUGAAUCCGCUGAAAUUCCUGCAGUCUUAGGCGACCCAGUCAAUGAACUACAACCCACACAUCCUCUCUUCAAUGUACCUCCAGAUGCUGUAGCGCAUACAACACAUUUCUAUGAGCAAUUAAAUAAAUUACGUUCCUUUGCCGAUUUCAAUAUUAAUGAUGAUGGGAAUAACAAUGACGACGUUGCGGAAGAUCCUGUUGAAGAAAUAUAA
Molecule: messenger RNA, 1299 nt
Organism: Musca vetustissima
Lineage: Eukaryota; Metazoa; Arthropoda; Insecta; Diptera; Muscidae
Product: protein farnesyltransferase subunit beta-like
Exons: 5
Coding region: 1-1299 (432 amino acids)
Biological process (GO): protein farnesylation
Cellular component (GO): protein farnesyltransferase complex
Molecular function (GO): protein farnesyltransferase activity
Source: RefSeq, a predicted model, not a curated record